AUUAAUCAGCUGUUCUUGAUUUACUUCACAGACAGAGAAAAUUUAUCAGUAUUCAAUAUAAUUUCUUUAAAGAAGUAUAUAAUUAGCAAAUUAAUGGCGCAUAAGCGUUUAUUACUGUAUAUUGGUUUGCUUGCAAUAUGUUACUUGAUUGGCGUGACAUGGGCUGAAUCGGCAGCUUUAAGCAAUCUAACUUCAAGUAACGUUCCAGCUUCAAAUGCAAAUGUAUCACACAAUGUUGACGUUGCAAAUGUUAGUAAAAUAAUCAGUAGUACAAUUGCAACAAAUGUUUUGGCAUCAAGUACAGCUGCAUCUCCCAAUAGUACAACGCCUAAAACUUGUGUUUGUGACGGUGCUUUGCUGCCACGCCUCAGCGAAAAUGGCAAGCAGUUGGAAAUAUGUCAGGAAUGCAAGUGCAAACAUAAAGCACGGAAUACUACAUUAACGAAGGUCGUUGUUAUAAUUGUUAUAUGGAUCAUUUCCAUAUUGGUAAUCUAUAUGCUGUUCCUGAUGUGCCUGGAUCCAUUGCUGAACAAACGUGUGAAGGCGAACUAUCAGGAGCAUACCAAUGAAGAUGAUGAUACAACCUCCACUACACCGCCAAUGCCCAGCUCAAGAAAUCAGGAGUUAAAUUCACGUGCAAAUGUCUUGAAUCGUGUAGGUCACCAGCAGGACAAAUGGAAACGUCAAGUGCGUGAGCAACGUCGCCAUAUUUACGAUCGGCGUACAAUGUUAAACUAAGCAAAUCCAAAUUAAGAAAAUAAUCUAUAUAUAUGUAUACAUAACACGGGUAUAAUUGGUUUAUAUUCUAUAUUAUAUUUGCA
Molecule: messenger RNA, 821 nt
Organism: Teleopsis dalmanni
Lineage: Eukaryota; Metazoa; Arthropoda; Insecta; Diptera; Diopsidae
Exons: 5
Coding region: 94-738 (214 amino acids)
Cellular component (GO): lysosomal membrane
Source: RefSeq, a predicted model, not a curated record